This is a messenger RNA of Leptopilina boulardi, 622 nucleotides long. RefSeq names its product 39S ribosomal protein L20, mitochondrial (gene mRpL20). Gene Ontology annotation, molecular function: rRNA binding; structural constituent of ribosome. NCBI's taxonomy places the organism in Eukaryota, Metazoa, Arthropoda, Insecta, Hymenoptera, Figitidae. Bases 87 to 545 code for a protein of 152 amino acids. The transcript is spliced from 3 exons. The record is from RefSeq and is a predicted model, not a curated record. Gene Ontology annotation, cellular component: ribosome. Gene Ontology annotation, biological process: ribosomal large subunit assembly; translation.
GAAAUUACAUAUGCAGUGAACAUAACCUAUAAUCGAUUUAAAAACAUUGAAGAGGAAAGAAAAAGAAUUAAAUUUAAAAUAGAAAAAUGGUAUUUCAAACUACAAAAUUGCUUACAAGAUGCAGAGGUCCUGAUGAAUUUUGGCGAAAAAGGAAAAUUUUUAAACUUGCAGCACAUUUCAGAGGUCGAAUAAGAAAUUGUUAUAGUCUUACAAUUCGAGCAGUUCAUCGUGCUAUGCAAUAUGCAACUGUUGGACGAGAAGUAAAGCGACAAGAUUUGAGACAGCUUUGGGAGACACGUAUAGAUGCGGCAUGUGAACAACACAGUAUUUCCAAAUAUCAUUUAAGAGACAGUCUUUAUAAAUAUGAUGUUCAUCUUAAUCGUAAAUCACUAGCUGAUGUUUCAAUAUGGGAACCUCGUACAUUCAAAGCAUUAGCAAAUAUUGCGGCUUUAAAACACAAUAAGAUCUCAGACACUGAAGUAAAACACAUUUUUCUUACAGAUAAUUCUGAUGAUUAUGUGCGAACUACAAAAAGAAAUCUAUAAAAGAAACUUUAAAUAAUUCAGUAACUUUGUAUUUACAUUAGAUGUAAUUUUUAAAUAAAUUUCAAAUAUACAACAAA